This is a messenger RNA of Aspergillus welwitschiae, 1539 nucleotides long. Its product is annotated as fungal specific transcription factor domain-containing protein. The record is from RefSeq and is a predicted model, not a curated record. The transcript is spliced from 10 exons. NCBI's taxonomy places the organism in Eukaryota, Fungi, Ascomycota, Eurotiomycetes, Eurotiales, Aspergillaceae. Bases 1 to 1539 code for a protein of 512 amino acids.
AUGAAACCCCAUGCCCCCGCCCUGCAUCCCAAGGCUGCCGACAGCCCUAUGUCAUUUACCACCAACAUUUCUGUGCCGUACAUACCACCCAGACAAAAGGCCUCGACCGCAUGCCGUGAGUGCAAGCGCCGGAAGUGCAAGGAUGGGGAUAUGCGACGGAAGCUAGGCAACAGGCGCAAGAUUGAUAAACUAGAAAAGGAGAAAGUGCCUCCGGCCCAGUUAGAGCUCUCCAUCGACAGUAGACUGGCAGAGCAAGACCAGAAGCAGACACCUAUCUGGCCCGGCCGGUACGACCACGCGCGAUCGUCAUCCGACUCCAAAGGUCCCCAUUGCAUCUCCCUGCAUCGCGCUCGGAGUACCAAACAACUGGUCGACGCUCCCAUCUGUUAUAUCCCAGCAAAGCCUUGGCCUUCGGUCACCGGAUCCGAUGAAUUCGUGUCACAUUUGGUCUCGAUCUGGCUUACGUGGAGUCAACCUUUCUACAACUUGGUGAAUCGGGAUCUUUUCCUUCGCGAUGCUCAGGCAGAGGUGCCUACGUCAGAGUUCUGUUCCCCGUUCCUGAUGAACUGUAUUCUUACAGAAGCCUGUACAAUGGUUGACAAAGUGGAUGGUCAGUGUGACUUGGCUACUUCGCAGGGCUGCGGACUGUUUACUAUCUGCAAAGGCUACUCAGGACCCUACCCGCUACUAACCACUUUAACGCCACAGGGCCGGGUUGCUAGUGAUGCUGCUAACUGGGCCAUAUACAAUCUCUCAGCAAUGACAUCGAUCGCAUGGAUGAAUGCCGUUCAGUCGCAUAGUGCUUGCGUGUUCAGCAAUCUUUGCGAGCUGAGCACAAUCAGUAUGUAUGCGAGUGCACUGAUCUUCGGCAGUGGCCAGAUACCGCCCCUAGAUAGUCUCACACGCACUUUGAAGACGGUUCGAGAGAAACUGGAUCAAUGGAGAGAUAAUCUGCCCGAUAUGGUGUACCAGGCAAGUGUGAUGAUCCUAUGGGGACUUCUCAAAGAGCAAGGUGAUGCUGCCCAGUCCAGCACUAAAAACAUCAGGCUCGCAGCGAGGCAAGUCUGCCUCAACGCAGCGGAGGCCUUUGUUCAGCUCCUCCGCAAUUAUCGCACCAAAUGGGGGAUUGACUAUAUGUCCCUUACCACCAUAAUCUGCCUGAACACGGCGCUGUUCACUCUGCUAGAUGAACUCGGUGAUCUGGGGUGUAAAAACGCCUUCAUGGAGCUCUGUUUAGUUGCCCGUGCCUGUUCCCGCAAGUGGCCUCUGAUGAAAGGCCACAUGCGUAUGUUGCAACUCUCAGCACAGCGCAAGUGUGUGAGUCUUCUUCCGGAGACCCAUGCGCUAUUCGUUGACUUCGAAGCAACCAUAUGGGACAGACAUGAUCAUGAACGCUUUAGAGGUAUUUAUCCCAACUUGAGCGCGGUAGACGAAAGUAAUGGCACCAAUAUCCGCUGGCCAAUCAUAGCUGUUUCUCAAUCCCCCUUCAUCGGAGCCGAAAAUUGUCUGAGGCAAGGUACACGCACAUACCGUAGCUGA